Amphibalanus amphitrite is the source of this 2033-nucleotide messenger RNA. RefSeq names its product elongation of very long chain fatty acids protein 4-like. Gene Ontology annotation, cellular component: endoplasmic reticulum membrane. The record is from RefSeq and is a predicted model, not a curated record. The coding region runs from base 78 to 1073 and encodes 331 amino acids. Gene Ontology annotation, biological process: very long-chain fatty acid biosynthetic process; fatty acid elongation, monounsaturated fatty acid; sphingolipid biosynthetic process. Gene Ontology annotation, molecular function: fatty acid elongase activity. The transcript is spliced from 8 exons. Lineage: Eukaryota; Metazoa; Arthropoda; Thecostraca; Balanomorpha; Balanidae.
AUACACAGCCUAAAACAAAGGCAUUUGUUGGCGCAUUUGUUUUCGAUUCCUUGCGCAGGCCGGCGGCAGCGGAUACAAUGGACUUGAAAAAUGAAGUGCCAGAUGGAGCAGAGUUUAUUGGUCAUCUGUCAUCCUUCUUACCAUCAGCAGUCAAACAACAGCUGAUAUACAUCCACUCCCUGUAUGUGUGGUCAAUGAAACAGAGAGACCGCCGGGUGGACGGCUGGCCCCUGCUCGACUCUCCGCUGCCCACUCUGCUUCUGACUGCCGGGUACCUGCUGCUGGUGUGGCUCGGCCCGCGACUGAUGCGGCACCGUCAGCCCAUGCAGCUGCGCGCGCCGCUAGUCCUCUAUAACCUGGCUGUAUCGCUGCUGAACCUCUACAUCGGCCUGGAGCUGGCGAUGGUGGCGUGGAAACAGGGCUACAGCUGGCUCUGCGAGCCGGUCGACUACUCGACAUCUCCAGAGGCUAUGCGGAUAACAAGUGCGCUCUGGUUUUACUACAUCUCCAAGCUGUUGGAAUUUGCCGAUACGGCAUUUUUCGUACUGCGGAAGAAAAACGGUCAGAUCACGUUCCUGCAUGUGUAUCACCACUCGACGAUGUUUCUGCUGUGGUGGAUCGGCAUGCGCUGGGUGGCCGGGGGCUCAGCGUUCGUGGGUGCCAUGCUCAACAGCUUCGUGCACGUGCUGAUGUACCUGUACUACGGCCUGUCGGCGAUCGGGCCGCGUCUGCAGCCCUACCUGUGGUGGAAAAAGUACCUCACCAUGCUACAGCUGUUGCAGUUUUUCGUGGCGCUGGUGCUGGGCGUGAACGCACUGCGUCUCGACUGUCCAUUCCCCCUGUGGAUGCAGUAUACGCUGGUGAUCUACAUGAUCUCAUUCAUCCUCCUCUUCCUCAACUUCUACAUCCACGCCUACUCCACCGGCAAGGCGAGGUCGGCCAGGGCUCAGAACGGCGUGGAUCCGCCGUCCGAACGUAAAAACACAACCAACGGGUUUACGGAUCUCCGGCACAAGAACGGGUAUCACCGGGUGGCGUCCGGCGGCGACGGUGGCCGCCCGAAGCAGCUGUGAACGCGGCGCCGCGCUUGGAGGGGAGGGACUUAAAGGCGUAACCGUCAGCGAGAUUACAUAGAUACACCGCGAACCGGUGUCAGUGCGGCUGAGCUUAUCAGCUCCGUGGGAAUCUUAGCAGGAAUUUUCAUCGUGUUUGUGACCGUCUUCGGAGGUUAAUGUUUUCUACUCUUGUUUACCCAACCUAGCCCGAUUCGCAUCUUUCCUUCGGGAUUCCUUGUAGCAAAAAGCUCGCAGUCAUGUUUUGUCUUUCUCAUAAUUUGUUUGUCUUUCGUUUUUUGUUUCGAAUAUUCCUUUUCUUGUGAUAUGGUACUGUCUUGUGUAGCGGAUUUGGAAGAUGAUCAUUAUAUGAAGUGCAGUUUAAUUAAGAAUCAGGACUUUUUGAGGUGUUACUGCCAUUAGUUAGGCUACAUCCAUACGAGAAGAUGUCUGCCGAUGCCUAUCACUUUAUUUUCUAGUUGGGCUUGCUUUUUUUCUUUUCUAUUUCAGCUUUUUACGGGUGUGUUUUUAAACGUACUUUUGGGUGUUUUUGUUUGCAUUUUGUUAUUAUUAUUACCAGUAUUCCUCUCGACCUUGCCAGCAUGUUUUGUCCAUGCAUCAGGUAUUGUUGGGAUCGGUGAUGCUUGAAUUUACUCAGUGUGCGAACGCCGUGCGCGGUUUCUCAGAUUAUCGUUCAGUUUGUUCUUGCCAUGUGCCAAUGGCCUCUUAUGUUCUAGCCAAGAAUCGUUCCCGCCAUUCAAACCAGUGACGAUUCAACGGGAAUUGCUGCGGGCAUUGUGAAUCGAGGGUCGGGGUGGUUUUGCGCCAGUUUGGCUGUCAUGUGCGGUCAACGGCGUUCUUAUGAUUUGUGAUAUUUUGAAUUGACUGCCAACGUAGUGAGUGAAGUGCUGUCUAUUACUAGUCCCUUUCGCUAUAGUCGUAUAGGAUGAGAUUGAAAAUACAAAUAGUCAUUCAUUCCUA